Molecule: messenger RNA, 2494 nt
Organism: Cryptomeria japonica (Japanese cedar)
Lineage: Eukaryota; Viridiplantae; Streptophyta; Pinopsida; Cupressales; Cupressaceae
Exons: 7
Coding region: 946-1782 (278 amino acids)
Source: RefSeq, a predicted model, not a curated record
UUUAUACGUCUACAGUACCAUGUACACGGUUUUAAGUCCUAAAAUAGUGCAUACGCGGUACAUGUCAAUAAUUUGUUUUUUUGGGCAGACUGUGUUUUACUUUUCACGCGGCUGUGAGUUGGAAAUUGGGGUUUUUUCUUGCUAAACUGCGCACGAGCUCGCUCUUUUCUCAUCCAAACACCAUGGAUCAAGGUUGGAUUUGCUUGAUUUUUGUUUUUCUUUCGCAGUUUGCGGUUUUAAGUCCUAAAACAGUGCGUACGUGGUACCUAUCAAUUUUUUUUUUUUGGACAAAUUGUGUUUUACUUUUCACGCAGCUGUGAGUUGGAAAUUGGGGUUUUUUCUUGCUAAACCGCACACGGGCUCACUCUUUUCUCACCCAAAUGCCAUGGAUCAAGGUUGGUUUUGCUUGAUUUUUGUUUUUCUUUUGCAUUUGUUCAAAUUUUUUCACGUUUUGAAUUUAAAUUCGUUUAUUUUGAUUAGGUUUUUUUAUUUUUGUUACACAAACCAAAUUCUGAAAAUCCACAACAAGAUGCACCUCCUGAAAACCCCGAACAAAACCCACAUAAUGCACCUCCAGCGCCUCCUUUUGAUCGUACACCUAAUACACAGGAGCAAUUGCUUAAUCAGUUAGGGCAAAACACAACUUAAAUAAAUAGACUGGUUAAUAAAUUGAAAACAUUUGAGCUUGAGCAUCAUAAAUCUCUCGCCACUAGCCUAGAAACUUUAGCUAGUGGUGCCACUACAGUUUCCAUUCAAAUUACAAAAUGGGGAAACUAUAGGGAUAGGUGUUGUCAAUUUUAUGCUAGUGGGUUAUCAUAUGAGGGAUUGAAAAACAAAAACAUUAGUAAACAACAAAUGUAUGUCCUUUUUGUUAAUCCUAAAACUGGUCAGUCAUUACCUCUUAAUGCAAAGAGGUUUCCCAUACAUUGGUGUACCAAUGUGUAGAUGAAGAAUCUUUUUUGGCAGAGGUGGUGGAUGGUCUUUGACGAACCAAAAUGUAAUAAUUUUGAGGUGUCAUUGUAUUUUUUGAGGAAAGUAUACUAUGAAUUUGUCCUCAAUGUGCUACCUAAUUAUUUUGACAUGAGAGAGUUUCAUGGUAGAGGUGGUGACUCUACCCAAGAUAGACCUGGAGCCCGUAGCCGAGUAGCCCAGGAGAGUCGUCACCCCCUAGCACCCAAACCCAAGGUGCAUUUGACUGUCCCAGUAGACCUGAAAGAGUCGAUAGAGCUACAGACUCUUCAGGCGGCCACAACAUUGACUAAUGUGAUCAUCCAGCAUGGGACACAGUUAGCACACCCUCUUGUACCAGAUGAUGAGUCAUUAGUUGUUGCAGGUGGCGCUAGUGAACCCAUUCAGCAUCUGUGUGCUACUUGCUCGGGGAUAUGCACAGGGACGGAUGACGAGGCCACUGCAGAUGGAUCCACAUCCCAUUCGUGCAUGAUUUGUGGGAGUAGAUGUCAGACCUGCAUGGCUGAGGAUGUGGCACUGACGGAUGAGUUGAUGGACAUGUUAUUUGGCAGUCAGUCGCAGACACAAGAUGCAGCAACGAUAUUUGAUAUUCCUCCCACAAUUACUGCAGCGGCAACUUCGACGCCUGAGACGUCAGAGGACCAAAUGUCCCAAAUUGAUGAUGUCACGCUCUCAGCAAUCGAUUUUGGCCUACAAGGCUAUACGGGUACCCCCUCCAUCUCCAGGCCUCUUCCUCAACAAAAAAAUUCCUCGAGGACGCCAAAAUGUGGGAAGAAGGUAAUUGAACACAUUUUUAGUUGUACAAUUGUUUGAAAAGGUUGAAAUUGUCUUAGUUGGGAUUUGUAGAUUGAUUAGUGUUUUUUGUAUGUUUUAUAUGUACAACGGUCAUUGAGCUAUGUAGAUAUGUUGAAUGCACCUGAUACGCCCGAGGAUCAAAGAGGGCGGAGCUAUGUAUCUCUACUUUAUUUUCUUGAUUUGAUGAUUAGAUGCACGUGUACAUGUGAACUUGUGAUAAAUUAUAAUCUUAUCAUUUUUUUCAUACAAGAAAUAUCCAUAGCUGCUUCAUUAAUGGCGAGCCCUCCUCCAUGUACUGGGAAGCAUCUCAAGUUCCGUUAAUAGCGACAGCUGCUCCAUCAAUGGUGAGCCCUCGUCGGUCUAUUGGAGAAGCAUCUCAGGCUAAGCCCCCUUCGCGGUUCAGCCAUAGCUUGGAGCCUUUGAAAUUUGUGUAUGAGAAAACUCCUAAGACUAACAAGGAGAAGAGAGCGAAGAUAUUAGAUUCGAGACCAAUCGAUGAGCCAUCUACAGAGCCGCGUACUGCAUCGAAGAAGCUCGAUUUUGAUAAUCCACCACAUGUAUAUGAUCAUAUAGUGUUAGUUGUGGUCAUUGAAUGACCAAUACAUGUAGAUAUAUUCUACAUUUUUAUUGUAUAUUGAUUUGGACAUGGCAUAUGCCACAUUUUUGUAAUACUUGUAUUGACUUGACAUACAUGCCUUUUUUUAUAUAUAUAAAUGUUGAUAUUUGGUCC